This is a messenger RNA of Mycena indigotica, 210 nucleotides long. RefSeq lists its product as uncharacterized. The coding region runs from base 1 to 210 and encodes 69 amino acids. Lineage: Eukaryota; Fungi; Basidiomycota; Agaricomycetes; Agaricales; Mycenaceae. The record is from RefSeq and is a predicted model, not a curated record. The transcript has 2 exons.
AUGCCUCUCACUGCCGCUGAACGUGAACGUUACUCUCGCGAGCUCGCAGAGUACACUAUGCGCCAGUUCUCGCAGGCUCGCAAGAACCUCGAUAGCCACAAAGCUGCUGCCGCCAAGCUACCUGCCUUCCACGCAGCGCGCGAUGGCUCUUUACCUGGCCGGAAAGGCCAGCAACAACCGGUUCCAACAACGCAACGGCAAAAGGCAUAA